UUUAAUUCCAUUUGGGAAAUUGACCCUGGGAGGUGGGUUUUUCCAGGAAAAUAAAUGGCUCUUUACGCCGGACGUGUGCAUUUUGGACAUGCACAGGAUUUAAAGCUGUUUAAAGCAUUUCACAGAGACUGCUCCUGAACUGCAGGUUUCUGUCAGGUUCACUGCAUCCUGUAUAUAUCCGUGGUUACAGAAUUAGAAUUGGAAAUUUGGAAUCAUGAGCUGUUAUUCUGAAAUCCAGAAUCGGAACAUUCAGAGUUGAAAAGCUGAUCUGCAUCAACACAAUCCACAUUCAGAUGAAAGCUGUACAUUCAGUAGCUCUGACCUGCACAUAAACAGUAGACAGAACAUGGGUAAACAUGAGGAAGAGAAGGGAAUGGAGAGGAAGGUGGACGCGAUGUCCUGCAACAUCAUCAAUGAGUUGCGGUUAGAGAAGCGGCUCUGUGACGGAGUCAUCAUGGUGGAUGGCGCCGAGUUCCACGUGCAUAAGAUCAUCCUGUGCGGCUGUAGCCCGUACUUCAUGACUCUCUUCAACAAUGGCUUGUACCCUCCUGAUAAGCUCGGGUACUGCAUCCCUAACGUUUCUGUUGAGAUAAUGGAGCUGAUCGUGGAGUACGCGUAUAUGAGACGUGUUAACAUCACGGAGAAAAACGUGUAUAAGCUGCUGAUCGCUGCUGAUAAUCUGUUGGUGAGCAGCCUGGUGAAUGAGUGCUGCGCGUUCCUGAAGGCUCAGCUGUGUCCCAAGAACUGCAUUGACAUCUGGCGUUUUGCUCACUCCUACUUCUUCGAGAAUCUGAAGCAGGAGGCCUUCUGGUUUAUCUUGCACAACUUUGAGGAGAUGGUGCGCCUAUCUGAGGAAUUCCUGGACCUGACGGUCGAGCAGCUGAGCGAGAUCAUCGAGAAGGACGAACUGAACGUGAAAAAGGAGAGCGUGGUGUUUGAGGCCAUCUUACAGUGGAUCAAACAUGCGCCAUGGAAACGGAAAGCACACAUAGGAGUGUUACUGCCCAAGGUGCGUCUGCGGCUAUUGACACACGAUUACCUUAUGAACAAUGUGAGCAACAACACUUUAGUGAUGGAUGACAUGACGUGUAAGUCGAUCAUCACUAGCAUUCUGACGGGCAUCGAUGACCUCAACCCAAGCCUUUCUCUCAGCUCUGAUCUCACGAGACUCCGCCUGCCCAGAGCCGUUCUGCUGAUCAUUGGUGGCUUGGUCAACAUGGAACCCACCAAUGCCAUAGAAGCGUACGAUACACGAGCGGCACACUGGGUCAAUGUCACGUGCAAUGACGAGAGUCCACGAGCCCAUCACGGGACGGUGUAUCUGAACGGCUUCGUGUACUGCAUCGGAGGACUCCACAGUCUUAAAUUCCAAAGCAGUGUGAGAAGGUUUGACCCCAUCACCAGAACCUGGGCUCAGGUGAGACCCAUGCACUUUUGCCGGUGUUUUGUGAGCGUGUGUGUGCUGGAUGGUCAUAUCUAUGCGAUGGGAGGAUUUAAUGGCAUCGAACAUCUGAAUACGGUCGAGCGAUAUGAACCUGAGAAUGAUCAGUGGAGCAUGAUCGCACCGAUGCACGAACAAAGGAGCGAGGCUAGCGCUACAGUACUGAACAACAAAGUGUACAUAUGCGGAGGGUAUAAAUGGAACGUGAGUUUGUUCACAGCGGAGUAUUACAGUCCUCAGACUGGAGCGUGGACCGUCAUCCCCCCCAUGAUGAUCAGAAGGUGUGGACUGGGCGUGGCUGCAUACAGAGGACAGGUUUAUGCUGUCGGGGGAUUUGAUGGUGAUAAUGAGCUAAGCGAUGUAGAGGUGUAUAAUCCCCAGACCAACGUGUGGAGACAAGGUCCAGACAUGAACAGCAAGCACAGCGAGUUCGGCAUUGAGGUGCUGGACGAUCUCCUGUUCGUUCUUGGAGAAAAUAAUGUGGAGUGUUAUGAUGAGCAAACUUCUAAAUGGCAUGCAGUCGAAAACAUGGGGAUUUCACGCCGUGCUCUGAGCUGCUGUGUGCUGUCUGGUUUACCCAACAUAGCCGAGUACGCCGCGCCCCGAGAGAAUCCCUUUGGAGUCAGAGCUCACGGAGCACCAGGGGCUACCUCAAACCUCCUGCCAAUGUCUGAGAUGUACAAAUAAACCUCUACCUUCAUCAGCAUCCUUUUGUUCUCGAGAAUCAAAUUAAACAUUCUGAAACAGUCAAACUCCUGCGUUUGCCUUUUGUUUACUCUCUUAUGCUGCAAGCCGUUGUACUGAAACUCGUAAAACCA
Messenger RNA from Ictalurus punctatus (channel catfish), 2259 nucleotides. RefSeq names its product kelch-like protein 10. The record is from RefSeq and is a predicted model, not a curated record. Gene Ontology annotation, molecular function: protein binding. NCBI's taxonomy places the organism in Eukaryota, Metazoa, Chordata, Actinopteri, Siluriformes, Ictaluridae. The transcript has a single exon. Bases 347 to 2128 code for a protein of 593 amino acids.